Paramormyrops kingsleyae is the source of this 592-nucleotide messenger RNA. RefSeq names its product histone H3. The record is from RefSeq and is a predicted model, not a curated record. Gene Ontology annotation, cellular component: nucleosome. Gene Ontology annotation, molecular function: protein heterodimerization activity; DNA binding; structural constituent of chromatin. Lineage: Eukaryota; Metazoa; Chordata; Actinopteri; Osteoglossiformes; Mormyridae.
CAAAUACAGGGACGUAGCUGGUAUGGCGAGAACAAAACAGACAGCGCGUAAGUCCACCGGCGGCAAAGCGCCCAGGAAGCAGCUGGCUACCAAAGCGGCACGUAAAAGUGCUCCGGCCACAGGCGGCGUCAAGAAGCCUCAUCGCUACAGGCCCGGAACUGUGGCUCUGCGAGAGAUCCGGCGUUACCAGAAGUCCACCGAGCUGCUGAUCCGCAAGCUGCCGUUCCAGCGUCUGGUGAGGGAAAUCGCUCAGGAUUUCAAGACCGACCUGCGCUUCCAGAGUUCAGCUGUUAUGGCGCUGCAGGAGGCAAGCGAGGCCUAUCUGGUUGGUCUGUUUGAGGACACCAACCUGUGCGCCAUUCAUGCCAAGCGAGUCACCAUCAUGCCUAAAGAUAUUCAGCUGGCUCGCCGUAUCCGUGGAGAACGUGCUUGAAUUUAAGUGGAAACACCGAAACAAAGGCUCUUUUAAGAGCCGCCUCAAAGAUCACAAAAGUGCUGAAUUUUACAUAACAUCUGAAAUAUUCUUGCUUGAAAUAUAUAAUGUAUAAAAAGUAUAUGAAAUAUGUAUAUGUGUGUAUUAGGGCUGUCAAAA